UCGAAAUUAAAAUCCCGCUGUCGCCGUAUGCGCAUCAGUCAGAGUAAAGCAGUGAAAGCAAAACAAGCUGUAAACGGUCGUUUGAGCACCCUCGUAUGAAAAGUGUAACUGCCACGGAUAAAAUCACAGCGCGGUGUUUUGUAUUUUUGAAAAUUUUCAAUGUUUUCUUUCCUGUCGGAACAUGUCUUGCAUCUUCUGAUGUUAGAGUAAAACUUUAAAUUCGGUAAUAAAAACUAAAUCAUAGGAAGCGGUGCUGUGGCCUAAAAAAGUGAACGGAUUUUAUGUUGUGCAUUGAAUCAAAAAGAUACUGAUUAUGGAUCACAAAAACAUUCGAGUGGCGGUUCGUGUUCGUCCUUUCAACCGCAGAGAAUUGGAACAAAACCAGCGAAACAUCAUUAAGGUUCUGGAUCGCACCACGCUGAUGUUCGAUCCGGACGAGGACGAAGACGAAUUCUUUUUCCAUGGAAUGAAGCAAACGCACCGGGACAUUACUAAACGAAUCAAAAAGAAACUCGCCAUGGAAUACGACGAUGUAUUUGAUGCGGAAUCUACGAACACGGACAUCUUCGAGAACUGCACUAAACCGCUAGUACAGUCCGUGAUGGAUGGAUAUAACUGUUCUGUUUUUGUUUACGGCGCGACUGGAGCCGGCAAGACCUUUACCAUGCUUGGGAGCGAAGACUGUCCAGGUAUAACGUUCCUUACCAUGAAGGAUCUGUUCCAUCAGAUUGAUGAGCUGAGCAGUGUGCGUAAAUUUGACAUUGGAAUUUCAUAUCUGGAAGUGUACAACGAGUUGGUUAUGAAUUUACUGACGAAAUCGGGACCGCUGAAACUAAGAGAAGAUAGCAGUGGUGUGGUGGUCAGUGGAUUGGUGUUGAAACAGAUUCACAAUGCGGAAGAACUACUGAACUUAUUAGCUCUGGGCAAUCAAAACCGAACGCAGCAUCCGACCGAUGCGAAUGCCGAAAGUAGUCGCAGUCACGCAAUUUUUCAGGUACACAUUCGAAUGGUUGAUAAAGCCACUGGACAGAAGAAAACGGUCAAACUGUCUAUGAUUGAUCUGGCUGGAAGUGAACGAGCCGCCAGUACUAGAGGAAUCGGAAUAAGAUUCAAAGAAGGUGCCAAUAUUAAUAAAAGUCUCCUUGCUUUAGGAAACUGCAUCAACAAACUAGCGGACGGUUUGAAACACAUUCCCUACCGAGACUCAAAUUUGACCCGUAUCCUUAAAGACAGCCUCGGGGGAAAUUGCCAAACAUUGAUGAUUGCCAAUGUUUCACCUUCCUCACUUACCUAUGAUGAUACGUACAACACGCUGAAAUACGCUUCAAGAGCUAAGAAGAUCCGAACUACCCUGAAACAGAACAUUGUACAGUCCAACGUGCCGAAAGAGUAUCUCGUUAAAAAAGUCAACGAACAAGCAACUGAGAUUGAUCGUUUGAAAGCCAAACUCAAGGAGCUUGAGGAAUAUAAGGCAGCAGCUGCCGUGAAAUUACUUGCUCCGCCUCCUGCCGAUCCUGUCAUGCCAAAUGAAACGUUGCUCAACACUUGGCGAUCGCGAAUAGACAAUUGUUUUUCGACUGUUAAAAAAGCACAAGAACACUAUUUCAAUUUGCAAAGCAAGGAGAAGAUAUUGAAUUUGCGAUCCAAGUUAAAAGAGCAAGCGGAAUCAAUAAAAAAGAUUAUCACGCUGGACGGAAGGCAUUUGAAUGGGGAUAUCGCUCGAUUGGAGGCUUCAAUCGAUCGCUAUGGCAAGCAGGUGGCUCGGCAAAAAGAUGAGUUAAAUCGAUGGGCUAAGCGAUACAAGGAAGCCCUCAAAAACUUGGAAACGUUGCGCAUUGAUGUGCGAACGUCAGAUAUUGCCAACAUUCUGCAAUAUCAUGUUAAGGCAAAAGAACACGAGCUCGAUGCGGCAAAGUCUUACCUAAAAAAGAGCCACGUUAUGAAAAUCAAUCUUAUUUAUAUUGACGAGAACAGGCAGUGGGAGAAGAUUACACGACUGAGUGGAGAUAUAAUUCAACAGAAUUAUUUACUGUUAAGAAGCAUGGACCGGUUGGACCAUGUUUCACUAGAAAAAAUGGAAAGACUUGCGCGGUUGGACCAUUGUCAGCGAGGCGUAAAAUUCAGUGAUGAUGAUGAUCAAGGUGAAUUGUUGAAGGAAGCUAACAUCACGGAUACAAGCAUUGAUGAUAUAACAAACCUUUCCGACUACGCUGACGGAGUCGAUCUCUCUGAAGACGCCGAUCUGGGAGUUAAGCGAUUGAAGACAGACGAGGAAGUAGAUGAUGAAGUAGUACCCAAAAACUUUAAAAAUGAGAUGAACUCAGUGGAAUUCAAAAAACCUAGAUCUAUUCGACCCCUGAAUUUCAAAACGCAAAGUUUGAGUGUGAAAACUACUGUAACGCGAAAAACUCCUACUAAGGCGCAGAAAACUACCACGAUAACUCAAUUCAAGGUCCCAAAGCUAGUCCUAAGUGGCACACACAAGCCAUCCAGUGCAAAGAAACGACCUAAAUUAUCUAACUCUUCUACCUCGUCGAACGAUGCUAGUGAUUGCUCUGACGGUCCCGACGAAAAUUGUGGAAAUGGGAACAGUACCUUCUGCAUUGAUUCUUCGAAGAAUUCUGCCAGUUCAUUGUUUUCAAAUGUAUUGGUUGAAAGCAACGUCGACCCUAAAGUGCUUAACAAAGUACUCCGCCGGGCGUCUACGAAAGGCAACGUGAUUUCUAAGGUUACUUUAACUCUCAACAAGGAAAAUAGAAAAAUUAGUCCAAAACGGGUAGGCAAAAGCCCGAGACCCUUAGUGAGAACAAACAGUCGAUCCCACACCACAGCAGCCAGUGUGAUCAAUCGCUACAGGAUGAUGAAAAGCGGAGCCACUGCAAGCACAUCUUCUGCGGGAAAGUUGCUGAACAACUACGCACCUUCGAGUGCAACGAAACAAACCUACGAUAGUGAUGGCGAACGGAAAGCUCGAAGCGGAAAAAAAUAAACUGAAAAAUCCUUUCGUUUUAUCAUUUUGUAUAUUUUUUUGCAAAUGUAACUGUAUUUAUGAGGUUAUUUUUGUAUUGUCAGAUGUCAUUGCGUAGGGGUGGAAAUGUUGAUCGUAUUCAUCUUUUUAAACGCCAUUAUAAUAAAGAUUAUUGAUUUUA
Molecule: messenger RNA, 3149 nt
Organism: Topomyia yanbarensis
Lineage: Eukaryota; Metazoa; Arthropoda; Insecta; Diptera; Culicidae
Gene: Klp67A
Product: kinesin-like protein KIF18A
Exons: 5
Coding region: 314-2989 (891 amino acids)
Biological process (GO): microtubule-based movement
Molecular function (GO): ATP binding; microtubule binding; microtubule motor activity
Source: RefSeq, a predicted model, not a curated record